AUGAAUCUGAAUGCGACAUUAAAUUCAACUUAUAAAUUAACAGAGAAUGAAAUUGAUACUUAUGUUAGUAAUAUCAGUAAUGUUAAUUUAACAAUCAACACUAAUGAUUCAAUCAUUAUAGCGCAGCCAGUAAAUCAAGGAGGUAAUGUAAUCAUUUUAGGUGCUUCAUUCACACGUGGCAUCGGUGGCCAAAUUGUCAAUGGUGCAAAUACAAAUGAUAUAAUCAAUUCAAAAUUAUCAGCAGCAGCUAUUAUCAGCAACCAAUCUCUAACUGGUGCUACAUCUCUCAAUAUGCUCAUCAUUGAUAAACCUACAACAUAUGAAAAUAUAGAUAUUUCAACGAAUAAAAAACUUGCAUCAUCAGUUAUUGUUGUGGGAGUGCAAAGAAAUGACUCUAGACUACCCCCUACGAAUAUUUCUCUAUAUUUUCGAGUUUUAAAUGAAUAUCAACCAAAUCGUGUCGCCCAAUAUUUUUGUUCAUUUUAUAAUACAAUUACUUUGAAAUGGAAUGAAUCCGGUUGCACGGAACCUCAAUAUAAUUCAACAUUUAAUCGCUAUGAAUGUAGCUGCAAUCAUUUGUCUACUUUCGCUCUAUUAUGGGCACCAUAUGUCAUACCUUGUGGCAAUGCUACACACAUUUGUAAUCAUACAACUUCAUUUGCUCUUAUUUGGUUACCAAAAUUACCUCUCACACGUCAUCUCAAUGCACAAGACAUUGCAUCACUUAUAUUUCAAUCAAUUUCAAUUUUAUGUUUUAUAGCAAUUAUUAUUCAUGGAUUAACUGUUCGAAUUUUUGAUCCACUGGGAUCUAUACAAGCACGUCAUUUACUUCCAUUAAUAUCAUGUGCAGUAACAAUAAUUCUUUUUAUUUUUUAUAUUGCUUUAUCAAUGACAGUUUAUACAAAAACAACAUAUGACGAUGAAAAACAAUGUUUUACAAGUUCAAGUGUAUUGAUGUUUUUUGUUUAUUUCUUUUUAAUUUUUAUGUUUUGUGUCAAAACAAGUGUUGGAUAUUUUAAUUAUUUACGAUUUGUUCGUCUAUUUCCUGAACCAUCAUAUCGACUAUUAUAUAUAAUGCUUGUUAUUUCAUUUUUUAUUUCUAUUACAUGGGUAGCUUUUGCAGCUGGAUUUAAUUCUAAUUCAUCAUUUCAUAUUACUCAAUUAUAUCCAUAUAAACUUUGUUGGUUUACUCGUCCUGCUAUUUAUUAUUUUUUGACAAUACCUGUUGGUAUUUUUCUCUUAAUUAAUAUAUUUAUAUUUAUUCGUGUAGCUCAACGUAUAGUAAAUCAUGUUCUAUAUGCAAAUUCAACUCAUAAACCGUAUGAAAGAAUGAAAGGAUGUAUACUUGUUUUACUUUCAUCAUGUGCAACUCAAGGUAUUGGUUGGCUUCUUGGUCCAUUUUUGACAAUUGCUAAUGAAAAUACUGCCCAAGUUUUAGGAUGGUUUUUUAUUAUUUUUAAUGGAUUAGAAGGACUUUGGUGUAUUCUUUUAUAUAUCAUAAUUUGGUUACAACAUUGGGAUGAACGAAAACGUGUUAUGGCUUCGAAAGAACUAGCAAAAUCAAAGAGUUUAUCCUUUAGAAAACAUGAAAAACAUCGUAAACAAGAUUUAUAUCAUGAUUCAUUCACAGGAUUAUCAAUGGAUAAUGAAGAUUCUCGAAGACAAUCAUAUAUUUUCGAUGAUCUAUAUAAUUGGGAAAUUACCGAUGGAACAAGUACCUAUUGUUAA
This is a messenger RNA of Rotaria sp. Silwood1, 1728 nucleotides long. NCBI's taxonomy places the organism in Eukaryota, Metazoa, Rotifera, Eurotatoria, Philodinida, Philodinidae. The record is from the annotation of a GenBank genome assembly.